This is a messenger RNA of Rubroshorea leprosula, 564 nucleotides long. The record is from the annotation of a GenBank genome assembly. Lineage: Eukaryota; Viridiplantae; Streptophyta; Magnoliopsida; Malvales; Dipterocarpaceae.
GAUUUCGAUUCCGAUUAUCCUUAUUUCUGUUUUCAUUUUGAUUAUCCUUCAACUCAAUUUGUUGUUGUCAUCAUCGAGUAUUAUCACAUCAUGGAUUCCAUUUGGUGGAUUUGAGACUUGCCAUAAUCGUAGCAAUCGAUGGGUGUCGAAGGGGAACACAGAAGUAGAAAAUGAUGGCGUCUCGUCCCUUCGAUAAUGAUGGCUACAUUGGCUACGAUCCUCGCCUUUCGCCUCAGCGAUUUGACUCGUUCUCCAACUUCUACGCUGGCUCAGUCAAGGACUCGGUCUGUGACUCGUCGCCAAUAUUCAGCAGUCAAUCAUACAGCUCUAGAGAUGACGUGUUCGUAUCUCAGCCGCUUCUUGAGACUCCGUCGCCGCCACCAAUCGGUGGCGGUGGUGGUAGAUUCCCUUUUUAGUUGCAUUUGUAAACGCAAGUAAAUACUUAAACAAAUGCUGGGAAUUGAUCUUUUUCUUAUAGUGUAAUAGCUAUUAGUUAACAUUCAAUAGUUAAUAAUCUUGGUAUAUAAUUCCUUUGAUUUAAGCCAAUAAUUUAUAGAUGUUCUC